CAUCAUGCCAUGACCACGGGCAGAAAACCACCGAAUCAGACCACACGCACCGGCCACCACAUGCACUAGAGUAGAGCAGAAUUGAGUCAGUCCAUAGAAACCAAGAUGACUGAGCAAAUCCCCGGGCCCCCGGGGCUGCCAAUUCUGGGAAACGUUCUUGACAUCGACCCAGUAAAUGCUGUGAUUAGUCUGGGUCGUCUUGCUGAGCAGUAUGGGCCCAUAUUCAAGUUGACAGUUGGCGGCUCAGCCAAGAUCUUCAUAUCCAGUAGAGAUCUGGUGGAUGAAGUGUCGGACGAGAGUCGCUUCACGAAGCAAGUUGGUGGGCCUCUUUUACAGCUGCGAAAUAUCUGUGCCGACUCGUUAUUCACGGCUCACUCAGACGAGCCAAACUGGUGGCUUGCCCACCGUGUUUUGAUGCCAGCAUUUGGACCCUUGGCCAUCAGGGGCAUGUUCGACGAGAUGCACGACCUCGCAUCGCAGCUGGUUGUCAAGUGGGCGAGGUUCGGAGAAAAGGAGGUCAUCGAUGUGUCAUCAGACUUCACCAGGCUCACCUUGGAUACCAUAGCUUUAUGCUCGAUGAGCACCCGCUUCAACAGCUUCUACCAUGAUCAGAUGCAUCCAUUUGUUGGGUCCAUGAUCUCUGUGCUCCAGGAGUCCGGGAAGCGAGCAGUGAGACCACCAUUUGUCAACAAUCACAUCAUGCGAGGGUCUUUGAGGCAGUACCGGUCCGACAUUGAGACUCUUCGGCAGAUCGCCAGCGGCAUUCUUGCUGAACGGAGGGCCAACCCAUUAGAGAAGAAGAAGGAUCUCCUGAACGUCAUGAUCAACGGACGUGACCCUGAAACCGGCCAAGGCUUAUCUGACGAGUCGAUUCUCAACAAUAUGAUAGUGUUUCUAAUCGCAGGACAUGAGACUACGAGCGGUCUACUGUCAUUCUUAUUUUACUACCUUCUCACUCGGCCUGAUGUCUUCGCAAAAGCACGGCAAGAGGUCGAUGAAGUUGUAGGACGGGGCCCAGUCACCAUCGAGCACAUGUCGAAGCUGCACUACCUCGAGGCUUGUCUUCGCGAGACAUUGCGGCUGCACCCGACGGCUCCCGUCAUCACAUUCCAAACCCGCCCCGACUUUGAGAAAGACAGUACGACAAUUGGGAACGGGGCGUACCAAAUACUGAAGGGCCAAAGCAUUGUUGCGCUUCUCGUCCAGAUGCAACGGGACCCUUCGGUCUGGGGCUCCGACGCCGACGAGUUCAGGCCUGAGAGGAUGAUGGACGAGCACUUUUACAAGCUGCCAAAGAACUCGUGGAAACCGUUCGGCAAUGGGAUUCGCGGCUGUAUUGGCCGUGCCUUUGCGUGGCAGGAGAGUCUGCUCAUCACGGCUAUGCUGUUGCAGAACUUCGACUUCCGCCUUCACGAUCCCGAGUAUAAGCUCGAGAUCAAGCAGACUCUCACCAUCAAGCCAGGCAACUUCUACAUGCACGCUAGCCUUAGGGAGCAUCUUGACCCUCUGCAAUUGGAGAGAGCCCUCCACAGUGUAGGAGGAAAUGCCACACCGCAGACCCAGAAUCCGAGCCGAGGAUCUCCGUCGGUAUCUUCAGGUCGAUCAUCGUUGACCGCCAACGAGGAGCAACGGUCCAUGAGCAUAUUGUAUGGAUCUGACUCUGGGACUUGCGAGUCAAUGGCUCAAUCGCUUGCACAAGCAGCCACGGCACGGGGAUACGCAGCAUCAGUUCGUCCGCUCAACUCGGCCGUCGGCAAGCUGCCCUCCGACCAGCCUGUUAUCUUGAUUUCCUCGAGCUACAACGGCCAGCCUCCAAGCAAUGCCGUCAACAUGGUCAAAUGGUUGGAUAAUCAACAGGGCAACACAAAGAUCCUCCAAGGCGUCAGGUAUGCAGUAUAUGGCUGCGGCAACAAGGACUACGCCGCCACCUUUCACCGCAUCCCGAAGCUUUUGGACUCUGAAUUUGAGAGACUGGGCGCCCAGAAACUGGCACCAACAGGCCUGGGCGACGUGACGGUCGGGGAUGUCUUCAACGAUUUUGAGAAAUGGCAAGACGAGCAUCUAUGGCCAGCCCUGGGUUCCAGCGGCCCACUUGAAGACUACGUUGACCAUGGUUUGGCCAUUGAAAUUGACUGCAGCGGACGCCGAAAGGCGCUUCAAUUUGACGCAGAUGAAGCUGUCAUCUUGAAGAACGAGGUCUUGACUGCACCGGGCGAACCCGAGAAGCGAUACCUAACGCUGAAACUUCCCGAGGGCCUGGAAUACCGGACGGGCGAUCAUCUCGCGGUACUUCCCAUGAACGAUUGGAGCAUUGUCCACAGAGCCCUCAAGUGGGCCGGGUUGCCAUGGGACGCCGUUCUCACCAUUGCAAGCGGAGCAAACACGGCGCUUCCCACGGGGCGUCCAAUCUCGGCAAAGGACCUGUUGAGCGGAUACGUUGAGUUGAGCCAGCCGGCCACUCGAAAGAACAUCGCGAAACUGGUGAGUACUGCAUCGGAUGAGGCAACGCGAGAGAAGCUCCGAGCCAUUGAGGAGGAUUGCGAUAGCGGAUCUCCGCUCAGGACAUGGAAGCGCUCAGUCCUCGAUAUCCUGGAAGAGUUCCCGUCGAUCCAACUUUCCUUCGCUCAGUUUGUCGCCAUGCUUCCGCCAAUGCGUCCUCGACAAUAUUCGAUAGCGUCAACACCCAUGGCCAAUCCCUCUAUUGCCACCUUGCUGUGGUCCGUAGUUUUGACAUCGGAGCGUCUUCCAGGCUCAUCCAGGCAAUUUAGGGGGGUUGCCUCGACCUAUCUCGCCGGCCUAGUUGCGGGUGACAGAGUCUAUAUCAAGGUGAAACCCGCCCUCCGACUAUUCCACCCACCGAGUGAUGUCGAGACCUCACCAAUCAUCAUGGUGUGUGCGGGUUCGGGACUUGCGCCUUUCAGGGCGUUCGUGCAAGAACGAGCGAUGCAGGCUCAGGCAGGCCGCAAGCUGGCACCCGCCCAUCUCUUCAUCGGCUGCAGGCACCCUGAAAAAGACGCUGUUCUUCGGGAAGAGUUUUGCCAGUGGGAAGAGGCCGGUGUCGUGAAGGUACACUACGCCUUCUCUCGAGCCAGCGACAAGAGCAAUGGCUGUGCACAUGUUCAGGAUCGCCUUUGGAGUGAGCGGGCCCUUAUCAGCAAGAGCCUCUUCGAGGACAACUACCGGUUCUUCGUCUGUGGUGGAGCAGAGGUUGGAAGGGGUGUUGAGGAUGUCUUCAAGCGCAUCUACAGGGAAUCUCACGGCGUGGACAAGCAAAAAGAAGCAGAAAACUGGUUCCAAGAGUUGAAGUCCAGUCGGUAUAUCACCGAGGUAUUUUCGUAGAGUUUAGUUACGUUUUGGGGUGGACAGCUAGAGUCCAGGACUUACAUAAUAGGUACUUAGUCACAAC
Messenger RNA from Canariomyces notabilis, 3406 nucleotides. RefSeq names its product cytochrome P450. Bases 106 to 3339 code for a protein of 1077 amino acids. Gene Ontology annotation, molecular function: NADPH-hemoprotein reductase activity; flavin adenine dinucleotide binding; aromatase activity. Gene Ontology annotation, cellular component: cytosol. NCBI's taxonomy places the organism in Eukaryota, Fungi, Ascomycota, Sordariomycetes, Sordariales, Chaetomiaceae. The record is from RefSeq and is a predicted model, not a curated record. The transcript has 8 exons.